Chiroxiphia lanceolata (lance-tailed manakin) is the source of this 2806-nucleotide messenger RNA. RefSeq names its product POU class 2 homeobox 1 (gene POU2F1). Gene Ontology annotation, molecular function: RNA polymerase II cis-regulatory region sequence-specific DNA binding; DNA-binding transcription factor activity, RNA polymerase II-specific. Bases 188 to 2452 code for a protein of 754 amino acids. The transcript has 16 exons. Gene Ontology annotation, cellular component: nucleus. The record is from RefSeq and is a predicted model, not a curated record. Lineage: Eukaryota; Metazoa; Chordata; Aves; Passeriformes; Pipridae. Gene Ontology annotation, biological process: regulation of transcription by RNA polymerase II.
AAAACUCCACACAGCAACCGAAGUUUCCCCGUUCAGUUGAAGAUUGCUAUGGUGUAACUGAAGUUGUAUUUCUCCCCCCACCUCCCCACUCCCUUUCGUGCUCGGUCAGAGCAGUAGUGUAGAUUUGAUAGAAAUUGCCAUUCUCCCGUUCCUUGGACUAUCUGAACCCGUAGAGGAGACCACAGCAAUGCUGGACUGCAGCGACUACGUUCUAGACUCAAGAAUGAACAAUCCGUCAGAAACCAGUAAACCAUCAAUGGAGAGUGGGGACGGGAACACAGGCACGCAAACAAAUGGCCUGGACUUUCAAAAGCAGCCUGUGCCUGUCGGAGGAGCAAUCUCUACAGCCCAGGCCCAGGCCUUCCUUGGGCACCUUCAUCAGGUCCAGCUCGCUGGAACAAGUUUACAGGCUGCUGCUCAGUCCUUAAAUGUACAGUCUAAAUCUAAUGAAGAAUCUGGGGACUCUCAGCAGCCAAGCCAGCCUUCCCAGCAGCCUUCAGUGCAGGCGGCCAUACCCCAGACCCAGCUCAUGCUGGCCGGAGGACAGAUCACUGGGCUCACGUUGACGCCAGCCCAGCAACAGUUAUUGCUCCAACAGGCGCAGGCACAGUUGCUGGCGGCUGCAGUGCAGCACUCAGCCAGUCAGCAGCACAGCGCUGCUGGUGCCACCAUCUCAGCCUCUGCUGCAACGCCGAUGACGCAGAUCCCUCUAUCUCAGCCAAUACAGAUUGCACAGGAUUUGCAGCACUUGCAGCAGCUUCAGCAGCAGAAUCUCAACCUGCAACAGUUUGUGUUGGUGCAUCCAACAACCAACUUGCAGCCAGCACAGUUCAUCAUCUCACAAACACCGCAGGGGCAGCAGGGUCUCCUGCAAGCGCAGAAUCUCUUAACGCAACUACCUCAGCAAAGCCAAGCCAACCUCCUGCAGUCUCAGCCAAGCAUCACCCUUGCCUCGCAGCCAGCAACCCCAACACGCACAAUAGCAGCGACCCCCAUUCAGCCACUUCCACAGAGCCAGUCAACACCAAAGCGAAUCGACACUCCCAGCUUGGAGGAGCCCAGUGACCUUGAGGAGCUUGAGCAGUUUGCCAAGACUUUCAAACAAAGACGGAUCAAACUUGGAUUCACUCAGGGUGAUGUUGGGCUCGCUAUGGGCAAACUCUAUGGAAAUGACUUCAGCCAAACUACCAUCUCUCGCUUUGAAGCCUUGAACCUCAGCUUUAAGAACAUGUGCAAGUUAAAGCCACUUCUGGAAAAGUGGCUCAAUGAUGCAGAAAACCUCUCAUCUGAUUCAACUCUCUCCAGCCCAAGUGCCCUGAAUUCUCCAGGGCAAGGGAUCGAAGGCUUGAACCGUAGGAGGAAGAAACGCACCAGCAUAGAGACCAACAUACGUGUGGCCUUAGAGAAGAGUUUCCUGGAGAACCAAAAGCCUACCUCGGAUGAGAUCGCCAUGAUAGCUGACCAGCUAAACAUGGAGAAGGAGGUGAUCCGCGUUUGGUUCUGUAACCGGCGCCAGAAGGAGAAAAGGAUCAACCCACCCAGCAGUGGUGGAACCAGCAGCUCGCCCAUCAAAGCAAUUUUCCCUUGCCCAACCUCACUGGUGGCAACCACGCCAAGCCUUGUGACUAGCAGUGCAGCUACAACCCUGACUGUCAACCCCGUGCUCCCUCUGGCCAGUCCUGCUGUAACUAGUCUGUCAGUCACAGGCACAACAGAAACCACCUCUAACAACACGGCAACAGUGAUUUCAACAGCACCUCCAGCUUCUUCAGCAGUGACAUCACCCUCCCUGAGUCCUUCCCCUUCUGCCUCAGCCUCCACUUCAGAGGCAUCCAGUGCCAGUGAGACCAGCACAACACAGACAACCUCCACUCCCUUGUCCUCCCCUCUUGGGACCAGCCAGGUGAUGGUAACGGCAUCAGGGUUGCAAACAGCGGCGGCAGCUGCGUUACAAGGAGCUGCACAGUUGCCUGCAAAUGCAAGUCUUGCUGCCAUGGCUGCUGCAGCAGGACUAAACCCAGGCUUGAUGGCAUCCUCGCAGUUUGCAGCUGGAGGUGCCUUACUCAGUCUCAAUCCAGGGACAUUAGGUGGUGCUCUCAGCCCAGCCCUGAUGAGCAACAGUACACUGGCAACUAUUCAAGCUCUUGCAUCUGGUGGCUCUCUUCCAAUAACAUCACUGGAUGCAACUGGAAACUUGGUGUUUGCCAAUGCUGGAGGUACCCCUAACAUCGUAACUGCCCCUCUGUUCCUGAACCCUCAGAACCUUUCUCUGCUCACCAGCAACCCAGUUAGCUUGGUCUCUGCAGCUGCAGCCUCCGCAGGGGCCUCUGGACCAGUCGCCAGCCUUCACGCCACCUCCACCUCAGCCGAGUCCAUCCAGAACUCUCUCCUCACGGUGGCCUCUGGGAGCGGGGCCACGUCCACCACCACUACUGCCUCCAAGGCACAGUGAGCCGGGCUGAGCUGUGCUGCCAGCAGCCUGUUUCACUGUGCGGUGGGAUUGGCUGCCAGCAGGGUUUAUAAACUGAAAAUGCCAUGGGCAUCCUCUCACCGUGUUGCUGGGGACAAGAGAGAGAGAGAGAGAGAGAGAGAGAGAGAGAGAAAGAGAAGGAAAAAACAAACAAACAAAAAAAAAAAGAAAAAGAAUAAAAAAAAAAAAGCGAAACAGGAAGGAUUUAAAGCUGGGACAGACAUUUGCCUAAUUUUAUAAUAAACACUGUCUUUUCAGGAUCGCUUCAUGGAUCGGAGAACUUUCUAACCAAAAAUGUAAAAAAACAAAAAAACAAAAAAAAAAACCACAAAAAAA